This is a messenger RNA of Coccinella septempunctata (seven-spotted ladybird), 1691 nucleotides long. RefSeq lists its product as uncharacterized. NCBI's taxonomy places the organism in Eukaryota, Metazoa, Arthropoda, Insecta, Coleoptera, Coccinellidae. The transcript has 7 exons. The coding region runs from base 268 to 1614 and encodes 448 amino acids. The record is from RefSeq and is a predicted model, not a curated record.
CGGGAAACAUUUUUUUCUAAAACAAGGAUAAAAAUUAAAGCAACGAUAUUGCAUCAUCGUGAUAGAUAGAAAACUCAACUUCAAACAAUUCCUUUCAUAAAGCCGCCCAACGUAUUUCACAAGAAAUAUUUGAUCAAUAGUUGUUGUUUACGUUCAUAAUAAAGGUUAUCUUUCCAUUAUUUACAGAAGGUCGUUCUUCUCGAUAAGUGUUUCUGCCUUGUGCAGUGUUCGUUUUUUGUGGUUCCGGAUACUGCCAAGAAAAGAGAAAUGGAAUGCGACAAUCAAGUAAGGACUCAACAAAGGGACUAUCUAGAAGAGGCUGAGUAUUUGAUUAAUGUAAAAGAACAUGUAAUCGCAGAAAUAAACCCCGAGGCAUCGUCCACUUAUAGCGCCACCACUAUUUUGAACUACUUUCAAGAAAAAAUGAUAAGUCCAUACUUACGACUGCUGAGCUUGAUGAGUCUACGUCCUCUGUUAACUAUACAAGAAAACAGUCCACUUCUAGAAUUUGUCAACAUUUUUUACGUCACCGUACUAAUGCUUUUCAUGAUCUUCGGCUAUUUCUUGCAAUACAUGUCGUGCUUUCGUAGAGACAGGGGAUUUUGCUACCUCAUACAAAACCCAAAUAUAUACGAGGGAGUUGGAGUAAGUGAAAAAUACAUACAGGAGAAAAUCUGUUAUGGAUCCACAGUUUUCAGUUUCAUCCUGCCUGGUUCUUUACAUCUUAUAGCUUAUUUACACGCUAUAUAUGUCAUGAGGAGUUCGGACGACGACCAGAUAUCCCUUCUUAUGGAAAGGGUAAUUUUAGCCUCAAGUAACCUUUCAAAUGGAUUUAUUGUUCAAAAAAAGCUGAUGAAAACCUUAUGGGUCUUCAUAUCGGUAAGUGUUGUAUGGAUACUGAUGUCAUCCAUAUCGAUAGCUUCAAUGACCAACGAAGGAAACAUCGAUUUUAAAUGGAUACCUGAAAGCAGGUCGCCGACAAUAGAUAUAUGUCUGAAAGUGUUAUUGGUGGCCACUAUUUUAUGGCAUGACAUGAUCGAAGGUAUAAUCAUUGCUAAUUACUGCAUACAAACUCAACUUCUGAUAUCAUAUUUGUUCUUCUUGAGAGAAAGACUUCUUCAGUAUGCGGUUGAACCCAUCAAGUGGAUGAGGGAUAUAGAAGAAUUCAAGAAAAUGUUGAAUUAUGUGAAUUCUGAGGUCGCUACAUCUGUCAGCAUCUUUACUCUGGUCAACAUUUCCUACGCAAUUUCUGGUAUAUUAUGGCUCCUGAAAUUGGACGUCAUAGAUAAGAAAACGAUACCUAUUUUAGGUAUCAGCCUGAUGAUCAUAUUGCUUUGGAUCUUUAUAUCGACCAUACCAUUCGUACAGGCGAUUCGACUCACAAAUGCUUGUGAAAUGUUGAAAGAUGUUGGACAUAAAGUGAGAAUCCAGCCUUUCGUCCACAGUGGGACUCCCAUAGCUGAACUAGAUUCGGUCCUCUUAUUCACAUCGACACUCAGAAUCCAUGCAAAAUUAUUCAGCAAUAUCGUGACAGGAUCAAACUUGCUGUUUUGUCUUGUGAUUACAUGUAUUGGUAUUUUAGUUUUAGGUAUGUGUCAUUACUUAGCGUUUUAAGAAAAAUGAUAUAACUUGUUUUUAGCCUUUUUGGCCGUUGUUAUAAAAAUUUUAUUAAAAAUGUGAUUUAUUUUCAA